AUGCCUAAGCGUGUGCGCGAUGCUGAUGACGACCUAGGGCCAUCCACCUCGGAGAGCGGAGAGACGGACUCAAUGAAGGACACUGUAUCUGGCACCAGUGCCAUGUACGAGAGGCUUCACGGUCCUCUUGAUGAUGAUUCGUCUCUUGCCAGCAGCACUACCACGACUUCUUCCCUCGACCCCGAGGACUCAGAAGACGAUAACACAUCAAAGCGUCUGCUGCUGUACGCCAAGGUGACGGCAGGCGCAAAGGCGCAAGCAGCAGGCUCGAUGUCCGCUGCGGCUGCCGCAGCACAAAGCGGCCCUGCCGCAUUUCUGCGAGGUUUGAAUAGCAGCACUAGUACCACCUCCGCGAGUGCUGCUGCGGCGGCGCUGAAUCGCCUGAAAUCGGAGCUGCUCAAGCCAGUGGCACAGCCGACGGCCUUGACUGUGGUGAAUGCGGAGGAUGAAUCCGCUGAUGUUCUUACCAGCAUCGUGUCACGGAAGCUGCCGCCACCGCCAGCGGGUGAUGCCAAGAAGCUGCGUCAGCUGGCCUACGUUGACCACAGCCAGAUGCACUACGCUCCCAUUCGCACAGACUUCUAUGUGGUCCCGCCGGACAUGACGAACCUCACCGCUGACGAGAUGCGGGCUUUGUUAAAGGAACUGGAUGGGGCCAAGGUUCAUGGGCAGAAUGUGCCGCGACCAAUGCGCUCUUGGGACGGCACCGGACUGCCGGAUCGCGUGCUGGAGGAGCUGGAGAAGCACGGGUAUAGGUGCCCUUUCGCAGUGCAGUCGCUCGGCUCACCCGCGCUGAUGAGCGGACGCGACUUACUCCUCACUGCAAAGACGGGGUCAGGCAAAACGCUCUGUUACGCGCUGCCGCUCCUCCGGCAUUGCGCGGACCAGCCGCGGUGUGAGAAGGGUGAGGGCCCCAUAGGGCUGGUACUUGUUCCCACGCAGGAGCUCGCUGUGCAAGUAUUCACGCUGCUCAACGAGUUGGGCGAGGCCGCCGGGCUACGCUGUGUCGCCUCGUACGGCAGCACGUCGCUAGCCGAGAACAUCCGCCACGCCAAAACGGGGUGCGAGAUGAUGGUGGCGACGCCGGGUCGACUGCUAGACCUUCUCACCGUGAACGGCGGCAAAGCGAUGAGCCUGUCGCGCGUUUCCUUUGUCAUCGUUGACGAGGCAGAUCGCCUCUUCGACAGCGGCUUCAUGGAGCACGUGGAAGCCUUUCUGAAGAACAUACGCCCUAACCGCGUAACGGGUAUGAUAAGCGCUACGAUGCCGAAAGAGCUGCGCGGGGCGGUAGUGCAGCACCUUCAGAACCCUGUUGUCAUCUCCGUCGGCGGAAAACCAACGCCUGCGUCAAAUGUCGAGCAGCAGUUUUUCUUCGUCGAUGAGGAGGUGUACGAUGCGAACAACAUCAAGGCAGACAUGAGCCCACGUCUUGUGAAGCUGCUUGCGCUGCUGGGCGAGGAGGGCGGCAACGGUCAGAACCUGAUCCUCAUCUUCACGCAGCGGAAGGAAGAGGUGGACGAGUUGUUGGGGCGGCUCACGACCUUGGGCUACGCAAACCGCGUGGCGACACUCUACAGCGGGAUGGAUCCCAUCGACCGCGAGUUCGCGCUUGAGCACUUUGCCCCAGGCAAACAGUUCAUUCUUGUCGCCACUGCAGUCGCAGAGCGCGGUUUGGAUAUUCCGUACCUCGGCCUCGUCAUUAACUACCGCUUGCCGAAUCAUUAUGAAGCGUAUGUGCAUCGUAUUGGCCGCACCGGCCGGGCCGGCCGCAGCGGGCGUGCCGUGAGCUUUUUCACCCGCGGCAAGGAUGACGACAUCGCACCGGAGCUGGUGGAAGGGCUUGAGCGCGCGGAGCAGCGGGUUCCAGAGGAGCUGUACGAGGUUGCCGAGAAGGUGCGAGCCCUGCGCAAGUCUGGCGAUGCUCGGUACAACAGCGGCUUUUUUCGCGGCUACCGCGACGCGAAGGUACAGCUCUUCACUGAUCGCAAUAAGAAGGAGAAGGUGCGGGAGGCUGCCCGCGCGGCCGGGUUGGAGCAGUUUCUGAGCUCCUCCUCCUCCGACUCGGAUGCCUCUAGCGACGAGGAUGCAAACAUCACUGCGGUGCCCGUGCAAUCCAGGGCUCGUGCUGCGUCAGUGGAGGAGGCAGGGGCGAACGCGAUGGCGCUGAUGCUGCACCGUGGUGCACUAAACGGCGCGUUGACUUUGUCCUCUGCGCAGGAGGACCGCAUCUCCAAAGCCCUGGCAUUCGCGCAGAAGACAACCACGGCGGCCACGGCGGCGGCAGACGAGAUGGCGACGGUGCGCUUUCAGAGCGAGUACCCCAUCAACGACUUGCCGGAUGCCGUUCGCGGCAAGCUGCAGAGCGGUACGUUUAUGCGCUCUGUCGCUGAGAUGACGGAGACGUCAUUGAUCCGCAAGGGUGUGUACUUCGAUCCACGCUACAAGCACUCUCGGCGGAUGAAGGAAGGAGAGAAGCCAUUGUAUCUUCUGGUAGUCGGAAAGUCCAUGGAAGCGGUGCGGGCAGCUCGCAACAAGCUCGACGAGGUAAAGGCAGAGCUACUGAGCAAACAGAAGAAGACGGUGUCUGUGACUGGGGCCACUCUCUAG
Molecule: messenger RNA, 2607 nt
Organism: Leishmania braziliensis MHOM/BR/75/M2904
Lineage: Eukaryota; Euglenozoa; Kinetoplastea; Trypanosomatida; Trypanosomatidae
Product: putative ATP-dependent DEAD/H RNA helicase
Exons: 1
Coding region: 1-2607 (868 amino acids)
Molecular function (GO): nucleic acid binding; RNA helicase activity; ATP binding
Source: RefSeq, a predicted model, not a curated record